AUGAAUUGGCAAGAGCUUGUCUCACACAGAAGAUUGAAUGCUACUGACAGCACCAGGAGACAGGGAAGCCAUGCAUUUUGGGAAACCACGAGGCCACAUUUCAAUACUCAGAAAGUCAAAACCAGCCAGACCUCCCGAUCCACAUGUAGAAGUUUGGGCACUCUGCGUGCAAGCCCGGCAGAGUCGCUUCCCCUUCUCCAGAAACCAAAGGAAGGAGAGCAUCACCUACUUCGGGCAGUCUCUGCUGGUGGCUGCAGGACCCCUGUCACUGAGGGCUUUUCUUCAUUAUCCCCCAGAGAGAUAUUACAAAGCGACCUUUCUAAAUGUCUGGGGUUAGAGACCAGAAGAGGUUGCCUUACAAAUCCAAAGGAGGCAUGGACAGAGAAAACUCUUGAGGCAACAGCACCAUUAGGGACCCAGGGAAAAGACAGAACAACAGCAUUCCUUAAUCAGGCAAAUGAUCAAGGGGACACACCUCAAAGUCCUCAAGUUCAGCUCCAUAAGGACCUGUGGAAGGACGUGGUCAUGAGAUAUAGCAUUGCAUCACCAAGGAAAGGCCUACACAUGGUGUCACACUGCCCCAAACCUGAAGGCAGUCUUGAAGGGCAUGUCCUGGAGGGAAGAAAGAUCCACCUGAAAUCAAGGCCACCAGUGCAGGAAACCCACAUGUGUAGUUUGGAGGGAAGCCAGGAGGAAGAAACACAGACACCAAAGAAGGAGAAAGCCGAGAAGAGAGCUAAGUCCAAGGAAAGGGAGGCCCAGUCCCAGUUUUCAAAAGAAAAGUCACUCCUUCAGAAAAAACUGUGGGAGCUGAGCCCAGUCCCCGUGAGCAGAAAGAGUCUGCAGAACAAGAAAAGAACCCAGACCUUGGAGCUGUCGCCCCAAAACCAUCAUCAUCAUCCGAAGUCAGGCACCAGAGCACGCAGACAGAAUCUACAGCAACUGGCUCAGGAUGGCCACAUCAUAAAGCUCACAAAAGAACAGUCAAAAACGGAGAAAAGCAAGUCGAGAAUGAAAUGGUGGGAUCCCACAGUCUGGGGUGCUCCAGUCACACUGGCCAAGCGUGAACAAUUCCCUCGAAAGAAUUCAAAAUUCAACAGUGAUCAGAGGAAGCUGAGCUUUCCCAUGGGCAGAUCGAGUUAUACAGAUCAAAUUCCCACAGGCAGAGCAACUGAUUAAAAUCCUGUUUAUCUGCCAGAUCAACUUAUUAAGACCUUGUUUUUCUGCCUUGAGAACAUUAAAGGUCUCCACUAAGGCCCCGGGGCUGUGGUUUCUGGCCAGGGCAAUAGCCUGCUCAAAUCCAAAGGCCUCCUAGACAACCCUGACAGGGCACCCUCCCUAUAGCUCUCCUCUUCUGGCUGGCCCUCCUGAGACUAUGUCUAUCAUCCCUCUAGGGAUUUCCUGGGACAUCACACUUGUGAGUCUUCCCUGAUCCUGGCUUGUAACCAUUGGCCUCAGGUGAUUCCCUAGAGAACACCCCAUUCCUGAAGUUCCCUCAAAAAACUCUGAAAGUUUGUCAACUGCCUGCUGGGCACCCUUGUCUGUAACCAUAGGUCCCAAGCUAGAACAUCCUUUUUAGGGUGUAUCUCUCUCCUCAAAGUUACUCCAGGAGGUUAUUCUGUGUGUGUGUGUGUGUGGGGGUGUCCCUUAGCUGCUGCCCUUGAGUCCUGUUACUGGUACCAGCCCAGCUCUAGAUCCCUUGACGUUGCCCCAUUUCUGAGGCUUGCCUAGCAGACCCUUUUAGAAGUUGUAGCCUUCAGGUCUUGGGGAAAUCCUUUGGUCCAGUGUAGAAAUCCUUUGAGGGAAAGAAUGCCCACUCAGAAGUUGGACCUCGAGACCUUUGCCAACAUUUUAAGAUCUCGUUCCUGUGGAGGAUGCCCUUGUAGGAAUCAUGAUCUUUGACCCUCUGUCUCUACAACACACUGGCCCCGUGGAUCUUCCGGAUGUACUGUGAAGGGCUGGGUUGAGUUUCAUUCUUAGGCCCCGAUGAGAGCGAUUGUUUUGUUCCAGACCUUCGACUCUCAACAAAGCUGGCACCUGUUCUUGCUUUUCUCGUUCCUUCUGGACUCAGAUUCCAGGUUGUGGACUGUGGUGAAUCUGGCAGCAAAGGUUGCAGCACAGCCUGGGUAGAGCAGGGCGCCAAAGAGGGAAAAUUCUCACUUGUUUUAAACUGUUCAUGGAGUCUCCGUGAACAGACUAGAGCGUCAGGCCUGCGUGGCAAUUCUGAGGCCUUAGGACUUUGGACAGACAGUGUGGUGCUGGUGAGAUUCCACGCCAAGGGUUCUGGCUGCCGAGGCUCGUAUUGGAGGAGGUCAGUGCCUUGGUGCCACCCAGGGGCAUGAAGUGGAUGGACACAUGGAGCCACCGCAGUGGGCAGUGUCCUGAGUCACCCCAAGCUGAUGAACUUCCUUGAAAUGAUGGAGCAUUUAUGAAACCCAGCCAGGGGUAAUAGAUUGGACACACUGAUUCCAUAGCAAAACCCGGAUGUGGUGGCUCAGUUUUCUGUAUGGACCUAGUACUUGACUAGAGGACUUUUUAUGAAAUCUGCUUAUAUCCCAGUCCUGAAAUUUGUAGUCAAAAAUUUAAAAUCAGAUAUAUCAAAAUAAUUUUCAGAAUUUUUAAUAAAUCAUUUUGAGUGUUAGUAUUUAACAGUUUUGUCCUAGUGUCAAUUCCUUAGUGUUUAAAGGAUAAUUAUUUUUCUGUUAAUUCUUUUAAAAAUUUUUUUCUUUUGAUUCUUCUGUUAAUUCUUUUUCCAUGAUAAGGCUCUAUGUAGCUUAGCCUGGCCUUGAACAGGUUGUGUGUCUAUGUAGCUGUGGGUUAUCCUGACCCCUGACCCUCCUGCCUCCACCUAGUAAGAGCUGAGACCCUGAGGUAAGCCACCUUGGCCACUUUCUCUGUGGUUCAGGGGAUGGGACCCACGCACACCUAUACCCCUCCCACCAAGCCGCAGGCCCAGCCUCUGGUUGGGUAAUUCUUGGCUUUCUGCAUUUUCACAGUCACUAGGGGAAGAGCCUAGUUCCUGGCUCCCUCGAUCAGCCAGGAGACUGGGCUGACCGAGAACUCAGAGAUCCUGCAGAUCUGCCUCUGCCUCCCAAGUGCUGGGAUUAGAGGUUUAUGCCACCUUUGCUUGGCCUGAGGUUGGUCACUUUUGAGCACGUCCUGAAGAUAGCCUAUGUAUGAAGAUAGCUCCCUGGGUACAAUCAAAGAGGUGACCAUUAGGAAUACAUACACACACAUACAUACACACAUAUACACACAUACAUACAUACACACAUAUACACACAUACAUACAUACACACAUACACAUACACAUACAUACAUACACAUACACACAUAUACACACAUACAUACAUACACACAUACACAUACACAUACAUACAUACACAUACACACAUAUACACACAUACAUACAUACUUACACACAUACAUACACACAUACAUACAUACUUACACACAUACAUACACACAUACAUACACACAUACACAUACAUACAUACAUAUAUACACAUACAUACACACAUAUACACACAUACAUACAUACACACAUAUACACACAUACAUACAUACACACAUACACAUACACAUACAUACAUAUACACACACACAUAUACACACAUACAUACAUACUUACACACAUACAUACACACAUACAUACAUACUUACACACACAUACAUACACACAUACAUACACACAUACAUACAUACACACAUACAUACACACAUACAUACACACAUACACAUACAUACAUACAUAUAUACACAUACACAUACACACAUACAUACAUACAUACAUACAUACAUACAUACAUGAAGGAAGGAAGAAAAAGAAAGGAAAUGAAUGAAAGGAAAGAAUGGCCAUACUCACAGUAUGACAGGAGUCUUACUCCCUUUGUCUAGCUAACUCCUGUCUAACACUCCUCUCUCAAAAGAAUUCCUACAGGAUGGGGGUGAUGCCCCAUCCAACUGCUUCCUGCUGGUUGGGGAUAGUGGAAAAGGCUGGCAGUUGAGAAUACCCUCUGGAGCACUGACCUCGAGGCUCAUGGCAGAAACUGGGAGGAAUUUCUCUAUCUGCCAAGCCUUCUGCAAUAGACAAUGGUAGCUGUCAGGCUGAGCACAAACCCAUAUUCACCAGCAGGUCUCAGAAGGACAGACCCAGCAGGUCUCAGAAGGACAGACCCAGCAGGUCUCAGAAGGACAGACCCAGCAGGUCUCAGAAGGACAGACCCAGUUAGUUUAGGGAUCAGUUGAGCUAUCCCCUUUUUCCUGGUUGAGAAGUCAACUAUGAAGUUAUUGCCCUGAUUUUAAAUAAUUAUGGAAUAAGGGAGAAGUCUUAUUAGAAGGAGCUGGGAGGUCAUAUCAGAGCAACUGUUCUAGAAAAUCCACAAGAUAAACCACAAGUAAUAUCUCCAGUGAAGACAUCUCCUUAGUCCUGCUUGAGGUAGGCAUCCACACUAAGGAGCUGGAGGAGCAAAUGAUCCCAGAAGAGGCAGGGUGAGACAAUAAAGACUUGUCAAUAUACUUGGGGCUGGAGAGAUGGCUCAGUGGUUAAGAAUAUUUGUUCUUAUAGACUUGGGGUUGAUUCCGGGGACCUACAUGGUAGCUCACAAGUGUUCAUAGUUCCAGUUCCAGGGGAUCUGAUAUCCUCAUUGGAACCAGGCAUGCACUUGGUGCACACACAUACAUGCAGACAUAAAGGUCAUUUCAUGACGUUUCCUUCCUGUGGGGAACUAACUCAUGUCUUCUUUGUGGUUCUGGUGGUGUUCAAAUCCAGUUCUGGGAAACUUCCAGAGAAGAAAACAUUGCUCUCGUGGAGACCCUGACACACUUGAUUUGUAAGGAAGCCUUUGCCUGUCUUAUCAUGCAAACUGCCAUUUCUAGAUUCCAGGAUGCAUUAUUUAAAAAAAAUUGUGGCAAAGGGAAGCAGGAACUGAAGUAUGAAUUUUUUUUUCUUUUCUUUUUUUCGGAGCUGGGGACCGAACCCAGGGCCUUGCGCUUGCUAGGCAAGCGCUCUACCACUGAGCUAAAUCCCCAACCCCUAGUAUGAAUAUUUUUAAUAAAUCCUGGUGCGGGGUUACUUAUCCACCUCAGUGGUCUAUGUUUCCCGGUGAAAGACACACACACAGCCUUUAUAUUUAAUAUGCCUUAAAGAGCCCGGUAGCACCCUCCGUGCUCUUAGAAUCCACUUUCUACCCUUAGCCAUAACUGCUUACUGUGUCUGCGGUCCAUCUUGGCUGCUCUUGACCCAGCUGAGCAGCCCUCUGGGUCAAGUUCUCUUGGUCCCUUUGCAUGGUUCUCUCCCUCGUGCAGACGCUUCUUCCAUGGCCACUCUUCUAUGUCCACUCCUGCAUGCUCUUUUCAGUCACGAAGGCUCUUCCCUUCCUGUCGUCCUCCUCAAGGUCCCAAGCCCAGGAAAUCUAAAACCCUUCUCUCCCUUCUCCCCAGCCAUUGGCUGCUGGCAUCUUUAUUUACCAAUCAGAAUUAACUAGGCGCAGGUUCCCAGAAGCUAAAUGCAGACCCCUCUCGUGCAAACAGUUUUGGGGGACCCAAAUCAGCAUUAGAAUAUAAGCAGGUACAGGAGAUCACAAGCUGUUUCUAGGUCUACUCACGACCUACUUUAAAAGGGACAAGGGAAAAAAUUUUUUUGACUGGGUUUCUCUUUGUGGCCCUGGCUGUCCUGGAACUUGCUCUGUCGACCUGGCUGGCCUUAAACUUAUAGAGAUCCACCUGCCACGCCUCUCAAGUUCUGGGAUUACAGGUGUGCAUCACCACUUCCCAGCUAGAACAACUGAAUUUAAAUCAAGUCACAGAUGUUAAAUCAAAACAGAGGAUGGAGGAUAGAAAAUGUGAACCUAACUUUUAGAAAUACUUUUUGUCCUUUAAGAAAUAUUAGUAUUCCCAUGACAGGUGUGAUGGUGCACACUUUAAUCCCAGCAUCUGGAGGCAGAAGGAGGCAGAUGUCUGUGAGCUCAAGGGCAACUCUGGACUCCAUUCUGAGACCCUGUCUCAACAAAUGAAAAUGGUAUUUGCUUUUAGUACGGAUUCCCAUCUAUUUUAUAUUAAUGUUUAGGAAUACUGAACCCCGAGAGGAUAUACACAGUUUCCUACAUGGAAGACAGAAUGGACUAGAGUCAAGGAAUGAAAGCUUUAAUAGCAUGCCACAUGUCAGUGUACAUAGCAUUUCAUGACAUCUGCCAUAGGAACGUUUUCUGUUUAUAAACAUAAACUGUGAGUAUAAUGAUCAAGGACCCUAAAGCUAACGCUGCUCUCCAGGUUUCGGCAGGUAACAUUUACAACAUAUACACAAUCAUUAUGACAUAUACCAAAUUUUAGGCAGUUAGACCAGGAGACAGCCAUUAGCAGAUGUGGAGGCUACUGAGGACGGACCCUAUCUCCAAUUUGCUUGGCAGCAAACAGGGAAAUGAAUUGUGUGGUGGAGUAUGCCCUUAAUCUCAGCAUGGGGAAGACAGAGGCAGGAGGAUCGCUGUAAACUCAAGUCUGGUCUACAGAGCUCCAGGACAGAGAGAAAGACUGAAAAUACCAUGGUGAGUAGCUCAGCAAUCUGGCCCCAAAUGGGAUGUCACAUUCUAAUUUGCCUUUAAUUGGAUAACAUCACCUACUGUCUUCUCUGUUUAUAGAUCUUAGCAGUUUCCCCUUGCUACCCCCUCUCCUUUAAGUUGUGUAUGGAUGUGUGAUGUAUGUGAAUGUUUGCAUGUUUGUGUAUCUCUGCACAAUGUGCAUACUUAUUGCCCAUAGAGACCAGUAGAGGGCAUUGGAUCCCCUGGAACUGGAACUGGAGUUAUAACAGUUGUGGGCUGCCACAUGGGUCCUGGGAAUCAAAACUGGGUCCUCUACAACAGCCAGUGCUACACACACACACACACACACACACCCUUUGGCCCUUUUGAGACAGAGUCUCUCUACAUAGCUCCAGCUGUCCUGGAAUUCACUGAACACAGAGCAGACUGGCUUUGAACUCAAGAGAUCCACCUGUCUCUAAAAGUGUGUGCCACCUCACUGGGCCAGACAGUGUUCUUACUUGCCGAGUCAUUUCUCCAGCCCUUUUCCUCUUCUCUGAUAACUCAAAAUGUCUAAUGUUUGGUACCACACCCACUUGAUCCCUUCUUUGGAUAGCAGCCAAAAUCCUAAACAUGUCUGCUGACUCAGCAUUCUUGCUCUCUGUGAAGGGUACCUCCCGCCCCAUACGGAAUCCCUAUAGUUCCAUCACUUCUCCUGACUCCAUGACUAGAACCUGACUCAAAAGGCAUGCCCUUUUCCUCUCCUUUCUGGCAGGUGCCAAGACUCCCAGCAGCUUGCCUACCACAUCAUUUUUCUCUCAAACUAUAGCAAAAUGGCCCUUAAUUUUUUCUGAGUCCGUCUUAUAAUUCUUUUAACAAGGAGACUAGCAACCCAGAAACACCCAAUUUUUGUUCUUUUCCUUUUUGAGACAGUUUCUCUGUGUAGGCCUGGCUGUCCUGGAACUUGCUGUAUAAACCAUGCUGACCUCAAACUCAUAGAGGUCUCUCUGCCUCUCUCUCUGCCUCUCUGCCUCUCUGCCUCUCUCUCUGCCUCUCUCUCUGCCUCUCUGCCUCUCUCUCUGCCUCUCUGCCUCUCUCUGCCUCUCUCUCUGCCUCUCUGCCUCUCUCUCUGCCUCUCUGCCUCUGCCUCUCUGCCUCUCUCUCUGCCUCUCUGCCUCUCUCUCUGCCUCUCUGCCUCUCUCUGCCUCUGCCUCUGCCUCCUGAGUGUUGGAAUUAAAGGCAUGUGCUACCAUUGCCACUGGCUGGUUACCCAAAUAUUUUAUAGUUAAUACAAAUGACAUUAUUAGCAAGUAUCUGAAUAGGAACAUUAUCCCAUUUCAACACUGACAAAAUGUAUGUUUAUUUCAUGUGGGCCAAAGUUGGGAAACCAUGCAAAGGGAUCCUUGCAUAAAGGCCCCCCUACAGUUCAACUUGGAAAUUUAUAUUUCAACUUCUCCUAGCUUAAGUAAGCUUAGGGAAAAAAGGUUGCUUUUUAGAGUUUCUGACUCUUUGCUAAAUAUCUUUAACAGUUUAAGUACUUUCAUAUUAUAGGUGACCCUGUCAAUCCCACAGGAUUUGUGUUCUCAGCCUUAGUUUCUAGGAUUAACACUUGACAGCACCAGAAUCAGUCCACUCACAAGGGGACUGCUCAAAAACAAUACUUGGGUUAGUUGACAUUUUAGAUAGGCAUGCUUGAAGUAAAGUCCUAUAAAACUGGUCUUCAUUUUUAUAUCAGAGUCAAACACUCUAAAAUCACCCAUCUUAGCUUACCGCUUUUUCAGAGAGAAAAAUACAGAGAUGGCCGCUCCAGUUUGUUAACAGUUCAACAAUGUCUCUCAAAGAGCUCCGUUUAUGCGUACGCACACUUACACACAUAGACCUUUUAAACAGGCACACCGAGAAGGAGAAUUUUGGUGCACAGACCAAGAAAAAUUCAAAAGUCAAGUGAGCUGGGUUCAGUAGUUAUUUUAAGAACUUCAGGGAAGAUUGUUUCUGCCUCAUGUCGCUUUAGAAAGGAUCAUGAGGGGCUGGAGAGAUGGCUCAGCGGUUAAGAGCACCGACUGCUCUUCCAGAGGUCCUGAGUUCAAAUCCCAGCAACCACAUGGUGGCUCAUAACCAUCUGUAAAAGAGAUCCGAUGUCCUCUUCUGGUGUGUCAGAAGACAGCUACAGUGUACUCAUAUACAAAAUAAAUAAAUAAAUCUUAAAAAAAAAAAAAAAGAAAGAAAGGAUCAUGAGUUAACCGAAGGCUGGUCAGCUAGAAUUCUCCCUCGGGGGCACCAAGAGAAUAAAUAGUCUUAAUAUUUUUCAUGAUUACAUAACUGCAACAGAAUGCCCUUGCAACUCUUGCUUAUCUGUUUCAAAUGAGUUAAGGGGGGGCGGGGGUGCAAUGGGUUGCUUUGGGAAAGGGGUGGCCACAAAAUUACCUUUGAGGAAUGAGCUUUAUCAGGAGAAAGGGUCUCCAUCACAAAGAAGCAGUAUGGUAUAUCAGGUGGUCCUUAAAGGGAAGGGGAAGCUGCUGUUUAAAACUUGAGAGGAGCACUAUUAAAAGAUGGCUUAGAAUCAGAGUUACCAUGGACAGAAUGAUGGUGGGCUGCAGAGGAAAGCUCUCAAAAAUCCCCCCGAACAAAGAGAAUGGGUGCUGGUGAGUUCCACCCCGUGUGACUCAGUCUGGGUCAGCCUACCUGACUAUUUAGUCUGGGAUAGCUUCCUUUAGUACGGAAGAGACAGUACAAGGUAGGACCGUGACUUAGGGGCUCAGCACAGCAUGGCUUCUUAACACGCAGUCCAGAGAGAGCUGAAGGGAACGUGGCCUGAGUUUUUUAAGUCUGUGGGGUUGGGCCACUUUGAGUGACUGGUGGCUUGCACAGGGGCCCAUGAUCCAACAUAAAGACUUGGAGAACAAUACUCUGAGCAGACCCACCAAAGCCUUCUCCGUCUGAGGCCCAUUACACGCCAGUCCAAACAUAACUCCAUAAAACAAAUAGCUCAGGAGAACCAGGAAAGACAAAGCCAGUCACAAAAGUGGCUUUAAAAGAACCGAAGUGCUCAAAAGAGCCUGAACCUAAAGGAAAGCCAAACCUGACUGAUGGUGCUUGGGGGAAGACAUGGUAAUGGUCAAGCUUUCUAAGAAAAAUCCAAAAUGAAGCCCAAGUGCUAGUUUUGUACCGCUUCACCUACUAGAGCAGAUGGUGCCGGAUAAAAAGCAGGGGGCUGCAAAAAGAAAAACCUCCCUGGAAUAAAGCAAUUCUAGAAGCUGUUUGGGACAGUUCAACCUUUUGUCCUUUAGGCAGAGUCAGCUUGCUGCCAAUGACUGCCGCUCAAAUUGUGUAUUUUCUCCAGGGUCUUGACAACGGUUACUGGAGUUAUUAGAGAAAGCUGCCUGGGUCCUGGCAGCUGUGUUCAGUCAGGCUCAGCCCAUCCAUCCUCCAGCUCCCCAGAAGACUCCAUCUCCUAUCUAGCCUCUACUUGCCACAGCUUCCUCUCAUCUACCUUUGCCCGUGCCUUCCACAUGCAGCUGUUGUUCAUGGCUACUGCCAUGCCUGUCAAGAGGCACACACAGGUGCCAAAGACCCAGUCACGGCCAUCUUUCCUGUCACGGCCACCAAAGACCCAGUCAUGGCCAUCUUUCCUGUCACGGCCACUGCAUUACAAACAGGCAGGGUGGUUAAAGCUGGGACUGUGCAGGGAGGUCAUUAGUUCCCAGACCAGGGCAAUGGUGCAGUGUGGAUGCCAGAGGCUGGGGAAACUUUGAUAAUGACUGGUGUGUUAGGAGCAUAACAGUGGGGAGGAGAACUGCUGAGCUCCUGAGAACUCAGGAGAGCACAGGAGAGCCCUUGAGAGGGGAAAGCCCUGGUCCUCAGGAGAGCAAGAGGAGGAAAUAAGUUUUCAAGCACUGGGCUCCCACACCUGCCACGCAGAAGACGGGGAUGGGGUGGGCAAGUCUCUGGGAUAGCCACUGCAGGAUCAUUUGCUUCCCAACGGGGUCAACGGCUGCUCAUGCUGCUCCAGCCAAGAGCAGGUGUCUGGGUGAUCUAUAGGUCAGCCAGGCAGGGCUCACUCACUAAUCUUUAUUAGCAGAAGUGGGGGAAAGCAGGACACGUUCCACACUUGCAGGCUCUGAGUGCCAGGUCCAUGCCUGCUCCCAUUUGUCACCAGAGGUUCUACAGAGUGGCUCCUCAAAGCCACCAUGUAUGGUCCCACACCCCUGCCACCCAACGAAAGACUGUGGUAGUGACGACAACUAAAACGACCUUAAAUUUAAGGAUCAUGACCUUGCUUAGCAAAGCAAACAAGAAAAAUAGAGAACCACCCAAAUCCACAAUACCACGUAAAUACAGGAACAAGAGAUAGUUGCAGAAGUCCCGACCACGUCCCUGCUACAAAACCCAGCCAAAAAUAAAAACAAAUGGGACUAAGGAAAGAGCCAGGAGGUGGUGUGGAGAGACAGCUCAGGGGACGUAGUGACAUAGUACAACCUCGAGGGCCACAAGUAAUAUUUAGAUCACCCAACUGUGGUGACCAUAAAAGAAACACUGCAGAGCUUGUGGUAGGAAGUACUACGGCCGUCACACACAAGGUAGAAGUUUACCUAUUAGCCCAGGAGGGGAGGUACAGCCCCAGUGGUUGAAAAAAAGGGUCGGGGAGCCCGGCCCAAGGCCAUGGGAGAGAAUAACCCAAGUCGGCUGAAGAGAAGUCCUGGGUUUUGGAGAUCUUGGCUAAAUAGCACCACAAAGAGCUAUUUAUUAGUUCAUGGCUACCACAGGGAGAAAGUUGCAAGAAACGUGUUAGUAAAGGAGAAGUCUCUGGGGCAGCAUGGGUGAGAUCCCGGUCUGGGGCAGGCCCAUAAUGCUGACAGAGUGGGAGGGUACUGCUGGUCAGCUAGGCUUGAACGAAAGAGUGCCCCACAGAUGCCAAGUGAAUGAUUCCAGCAAGAAGACGAAAUGAGAGUCGGCACGAACUUCCCAAGCUCUGUGCAUGUGGUGAGGCUGGCUUGGGACCAGAGAGAUGAGAAUAUGCCAAGUUCAUGGAGGAGAUGGUGAAGGUCGCACCAGCAUCUGAGGAAGAGGUAGACUUACCCUGUAAGGCAAGGAAUCAUGAAACUUGUUCCCAGGUAGCUCUGAGCUGCUGCCUCAUCCCCCAACCUCCCAAUUCCCAACCCCCUGGAGACCAAGUGUCAGGUGGCCAAGGAUGGACAGAUAUCCUUGCUUUAAUGAUACCUGUUUCUUUGAAAGCUGGUGCCAUUCAAUUUUAUGAAAAUAAGGGUGUGGGUUUCCCAGUGAAAUUUGUUUUUGACAACGUUGAGAAUCCAUUUGGCCAAUACUCUGAUGUCAAAGUACUAGAGCAGUGGGUGUGGGAGAAGCAGUGUCCAUCUGUCCUUCCUGAGCAUGAGGAGAGCCAUGCCAUCCAGAGUCAGCACUUGGUCAGGGCUGUGAGUGCCUGGUAGAAAGAUCACAACUGAAGCUACUUGCCUGUGGCAUCCACACUUGGUCAGAAAAGAGAACAACAUGCCUGCUUUGUAUUAAAACUGGAUCCUCGCCUAACAUUUCCACAGUGUGUUGGAAGGCUUCUGGUUCCGCAGUUUGAUGGGAACCCUGGAGUGCAAGACUUUUCCAAGUCCUGUGGUGCAGGCUUGGCCCCAGCGCUAGACUCCGCUUUCUCCUUAGAGCUAUUGUAUGUUGGCUCCUUCAGUGCUCAGGCCUCUGACUGUCAGUCCCACUGUUGCAGGAUAUCAUUAAACAGGGUUUUGGAAGGCCCUGAAACAGUGGCUUCCAUGCUUUGGCCGUUGGACAUCCCACUCUGCAGGUCCUUUAUUUUUAAGGCUGAUCUUUUUGAUGUUGUAUCGUGGAGCUGUAGAGCCUACCCUUUCUCCUAACUGUUGGUCCCAGAACCAAAGAUUCUUUGGAUGGGCAAGAUAUUCUUUUCAAAACUGCAUCUCAAGUUUCUUCCAGGAGCUCCCGGAGGUCCUUCCUUUUCAGGGGAGGAAUGCCCGACUCAGAACCUGCCUCUGUAGCCCUUGGUGUCAGCACUGGGUCCCUCGGAUGUUCCAUCUGCCUUCGUCCUUUCCACGAGGUUAUUUUGAAAGUUGCAGCCUCAGGGCUGGAGAGAUGGCUCAGCAGUUAAGAGCCCUGACUGCUCUCCCAGAGGUCCUGCGUUCAAUUCAAUCACAUGGUGGCUCACAACCAUCUCUAAUGGGAUCUGAUGCCCUCUUCUGGUGUGUCUGAAGACAGCGACAAGUGUACUCACAUACACAAAAUAAGCAAAUAGAAUCUUUUUUAAAAAAGUUGCAGCCUCAGGGUUCUGGAGGAUGAACUGUUGUUUGCAGUCCCAUAGGUACUAUUGAGAGGAUACUCGCCCACUCUACCUUACAAGUUGCAUUUGAGUCACUGGUGGACAUUUUAGGAGCUGUUUCCUAGGAAAGAAUCCCUCUCAACAAAGGCUCCUUCUGUCCCCUCAGAUCCAUCAUUUUGAUUUAUUCUAAAGAAUCGGUCACAUUUAGUCCUUAGACACAAGGCUAUUGAUACGUUGUCGCCUUUUCUCUGGCUCACAAUUUGGCAAGGUCUAGCUUUUCUCACUCCUUUCAGCCAGUCGCGGGCCCCUGUCUUCCGGCCCGGAAACUGAGGGAGCACCUCCAGUAACC
This is a messenger RNA of Rattus norvegicus (Norway rat), 13153 nucleotides long. The record is from RefSeq and is a predicted model, not a curated record. NCBI's taxonomy places the organism in Eukaryota, Metazoa, Chordata, Mammalia, Rodentia, Muridae.